ACAUUGCACAGUUUCUUCCCAAUACCAGAACGGGAGCGGCGUUUAGAAAAAAGUUUGUUGUGGGGGAAAGAUUUUUUUGUUCUCGUAUUGAAAAUAAAACCUUAUAAAGAUGUAUCAGGAGACUGACCUGGGCUCUAGUUUUAACAAAAACAAAUUUGAAUCUACUAUAAGUGAUCUUAAAAAGAAAACCUUUGUGUCUGCUGUUGAUAUCGAAAGUUAUGGGGAGAGCGGACUGACCCCGGAAAGUCAGGAGGCGUACAAGCGGUCUAUAAAUGAUCCCGAAGGCUUCUGGGCGGAAGUCGCCAAUGAACUGGAGUGGACAAAAACCUGGGAUCGUGUCCUGGAUAACUCCAACCCGCCUUUUACUAAAUGGUGGGUCGGCGGGGAGGUGUCGGUAUGCCACAAUGCUGUGGACCGCCACGUGGCAGCUGGGCGCGGGGACAACGUCGCGUUGGUUCACGACUCGCCACUCACAGACACUGUCCGCAGGAUCACCUACACAGAGCUCAAACAUCAGGUAUCCCGGCUGGCGGGCAAGUUGGCGUCCCUAGGGGUGACUCGGGGCUCCCGGGUGCUGAUCUACAUGCCUCUGAUCCCGGAAGCCAUCAUAGCCAUGCUAGCCACUAACAGGAUUGGUGCUAUCCAUUCCGUUGUUUUUGGAGGAUUUGCUGCGCGUGAGUUGCGUACCAGGAUUGAGCAUGCGGAACCUACUGUGAUCAUUGCUGCCAGCUGCGGCGUGGAACCCAAUAAAAUCGUCAGAUAUAAAGACAUCCUAGACGAGGCCAUCUGCCAGAGCUCGCACCAGCCGCGUAGCUGCAUCAUCUACCAACGGCGGCGUGUGCUGGAGUGUCCUCUGGAAAAAGACCGGGAUAUCUGCUGGGAGGAGGCCAUGCAGGCCGACCCCGUGCCCUGCGUGCCGGUCGAGGCCAAUGAGCCCCUCUACAUCCUUUAUACUUCUGGAACGACGGAUGCUCCGAAGGGCGUGCAGCGCCCAGUGGGCCACGCUGCGACUCUGUGUUGGUCCAUGCACGCUGUGUACGGCCUCACUAAGGGCGUCUGGUGGGCCGCAUCGGACCUCGGUUGGGUCGUGGGCCAUUCUUACAUCUGCUAUGGACCACUCCUAGCCGGCCUCACUUCUGUGUUGUAUGAAGGCAAACCAGACAGGACCCCAGAUCCCGGCCAAUACUUUAGGAUCAUAGAACAGCAUCGAGUCAACGCGUUGUUUACGAUCCCCACCGCCUUCCGCGUGCUGAAGCGAGUAGACCCAGCAGCUAAGUACUCCAGGAGAUACUGCGGCAAGUCUCUCAAAACCGUCUUCAUUGCCGGAGAACAUUGCGAUCAAGACACUAGGCAAUGGGCUGAGCGAAUAUUCGGUGUGCCUGUAUUGAACCACUGGUGGCAGACGGAGACUGGAUCUGCCAUCACUGCAGCCUGCUUGGGUUAUGGCGUGAAGUCGGUGCCUCCACACUCAGCCGGCUAUCCAGUGCCAGGAUAUGACAUGCGAACACUCCGCGAAGACGGGACCGAGUGUCAGCCCGGGGAGGUUGGUAGACUAGUCGCUAAGCUGCCGCUGCCUCCAGGUUUCGCCAGCACAUUAUGGCUGUCUGAUGAACGCUUCAAGAAAACUUACUUUGAAUCUUAUCCGGGUUAUUACGACACUCAGGAUGCUGGGUGGAUUAGUGCAGAUAGUGCUGUGUGGGUGGUGGCUCGAGCCGAUGACGUCAUCAACGUGGCUGGCCACAGGCUGUCCACAGCCGCCCUCGAAGACGUAGUAUUGAAACACGCGAGAGUAGCCGACGCCGUAGUGGUCGGGGCACCUGACCCAACUAAGGGCGAUGUGCCUCUUUGCCUUUAUGUCAUGCGACCUCCUCAAGACAAUGAAGAGAUUGUGGCCGAGAGCACCGUCACGCGGGAGCUGAUCGCUUUAGUUCGCCACUUGAUCGGACCGAUCGCCGCGUUCCGUAAGGCCGUGGCCGUACCAGCACUACCACGCACGCGUUCCGGGAAGGCGCUUCGAGGAGCCAUCGCCAAGUUGGCAAGGUCCCAACAAGUCAAACUGCCCGCUACGAUCGAAGACGCCACCGUCUUCGGCGAAAUAAAAACGGCACUUCAAAAAUUUGGAUAUGCGAUCGAUGCCCCCGACCCGGAGUUUUAAGCCAAAUUCGUUUCGCCACAUUUCCAAUAUCGGCUCUAGCAUGUGUUUAGGAUUUAAUGAACAGUUUGAUUGUUAUCGUAGACAACAAACACUACCUAUCGUCUUUAUUACGGAUCUUGGACGCAUCUGCGUGGAGGGUAGCAAGAACACCAUGAAGUUAGCCUAUAUUAUGUAUUAAGUAAUUUAAAUUCAUACAUUACCAAAAUCUCUGCCGUUACAGCGUGUACAACUGCUGAAUGUGGUAAAGCCGCUCAUCAACCCGGGCAUAUCGUAGACAACAACUAACGAUAAUAUGGAAGUAUAAUAUCUUACUUAUACCAACCACAAGGGAUUACGGACACGAAUUUGACUACUUUUAUAUUAUACCUAUCAUCCAUUAGUCAAAUAAAUACCCUACCUUCCCCUUCCUAGGAUUACUUAGUAAGUACUCGUAUCUUUAAUUUUAAUACAUUAUAAGAGACAAGGCCCGUCUGAACGAACACACGGGGUUUAAAAAUCGAACAUUUUAACUAUUAUUAAAAUCGAAUUUAAGUACCUACUUAAGUAUGUAAAAUUGUUUAAAUACUUAAUACUUAAAUGAGCAAUUUAUUAUUGACUGUGAAUAUUUUCUUAUUUAAUAUUUUAAUUUAUUUUUUAUUAUUACUGACCUCUAUAUUUAUAUAAAAACUAUUCCAUUUCUAUUGAUGGACUUUAUUGGUGUUUUACAUUUAAGUACAUUUGUUAAUUAGCUAGUUGAUUAAAUAAAUAAUAUCAUAUAAGUUUAGGUUAUAUUUUGUUGCUCUGCACAAUAAAGCGAGUACUUACAUUAUUGUUUAAAAUUAUAAUACCUUAGAUAAGAUUCGAACAUUUUAUGUACUUAAUAAACAUUUUAAAAAUACAUAUAACAAACCUAAGUAGAUCAUUCGUAAGAUUGUUAUACCUACCUAUUUAUUUAGAUACCACCCUACCAAUUUGGUCAGCAACAAUAUUCGCAAAAAUAUACUGUAAGUGUCUCCUACUGUAUCUCAUACCAACUUAGCUAGGUACGCCGAAAUUUUUCGAGUGUCAAGAGGGUACGAUAGCGGUAGUACUCAACUCGGUUGACAGCACUUCCAUGCCAUCUUCUGUGAUAGUAGUAACAGUAACUACAUAUUAGUACAAUACAAGUCUUAAUAGGUAAUAAAUUAUCGUACGUUAAAUCAAGAAAGUAAAAUAAAAAUGCGCAACUGGGCAACUUCGAGCUCGACUCGUUCACUUAAGGGUUCCGUCGGUGCACAGAAAAUUAUACAACGAUGCACCACAUAAAGCAACCUGGCUAAUCUUAUUAUUUAAUAAGAUAGGAAGAUUUUUUUUCUUUGGCGUCAUGCGACUUGCAUAGAUUUGAAUGUGGAGGAUAAAAACUUAGGAAACGUUUAUGGAGAAAGGAAUUUGGAUAGGAACGAAAUUUUGAAAUAAAGGAUCAUAAGGUUAGGAAUAAGGAAUAUCAAUGUACUUACUUACACAUAUCAGUAGGCAUAAAAUAAACAUAUAUUUAACUAUAAUUUAAUAUUAUUUAUAUGAAUAAAUGUAGCCAACAACUUAUAUAUUUGAGGAUCAUUAGAAGCAAGUAGGACCGAAAUAGAUGUAGGAAGAGGGACUUUUUGUAAUAAAAGAUUCUUAAAAAGAAGGGAGUUGUCAUGUAGAGGGCAAGCCAGAAAAAUGUGGUUAACAUGACCAGUAUCCAAACCACUAAGGGGAAGAAACUUUGUUUCUGAAACCGCACGCAAUGCAACGUUUUCCAAGUCAACAGUGAUCGUUCAGCACUGAGGUUCAGCAUUAGCGCCAUCUUUUGUUCGAUAGCAAAAAUAAUGUACGUAUAGGUAUGUCCUGUAUGUACCUAUCUAAUGGUUUUAUUGUUUUAAAAUAAAUGACUACUUAGUACCUACCUACUUUUAGGAGCUGUCAAGAAAAGGCGCUUAUUAAUAAAUUCAUAAGUUUUAUAGUACAUGAAU
Molecule: messenger RNA, 4125 nt
Organism: Pectinophora gossypiella (pink bollworm)
Lineage: Eukaryota; Metazoa; Arthropoda; Insecta; Lepidoptera; Gelechiidae
Product: acyl-CoA synthetase short-chain family member 3, mitochondrial
Exons: 12
Coding region: 110-2155 (681 amino acids)
Source: RefSeq, a predicted model, not a curated record